This is a messenger RNA of Polypterus senegalus (gray bichir), 607 nucleotides long. RefSeq names its product G2/M phase-specific E3 ubiquitin-protein ligase-like. The transcript is spliced from 3 exons. Lineage: Eukaryota; Metazoa; Chordata; Cladistia; Polypteriformes; Polypteridae. The coding region runs from base 120 to 497 and encodes 125 amino acids. The record is from RefSeq and is a predicted model, not a curated record.
UUGUAUCAGACUACCUCCGAUGGUAUAUUAUCGACCGUAACUCAUGUGUAAUUGACAGAUUUAAAAAUGGUCUUUCAGCUCUUCAGUUUUUGACUGCACUGCAGCAGCAUCCUUCUUUGAUGAUCCCUGUCCUGUGCCACUCAGAAAAGAAGGUCACUGCCCUUGAACUUGAGGGACUUUUCAAACCUGACCUCAGUCCAUCAGGGAGCAACAGGAGACUCAGAGAAGGACAAACAUUAGGCUACUGGGCUGACUAUCUCCUUGAUUGUGAAGAAGGUCAGGCUGCUGUUUGCGUGGAAGAUGUUUUCAUGUUUGCAACUGGGCUAACUUCACUUUCCCCGUCUGGAUUGGAACUGCUGCCGAGGAUUGAGUUCCUGGAUGAUUCACCAUUCCCAAUGGCAAACACAAUGAAAUUACCACUGCUGGAUUCAUACAGUGUGUUUAAAUCACAUAUGGAUUUUGGAAUUCAGAAUUCGCCAGGAUUUGGCUGUUUUUAAAUCAGGUGUGAUUGGGUCCACUAGAUGUGGAUAAAUCACUACAGCUAGAGAACUCGCAUCCAUCUGCACUGGUGGACACACUUUAGCACUGUUACUAUUUAAUUUUGUAA